Messenger RNA from Mercenaria mercenaria, 2120 nucleotides. RefSeq lists its product as uncharacterized. Lineage: Eukaryota; Metazoa; Mollusca; Bivalvia; Venerida; Veneridae. The record is from RefSeq and is a predicted model, not a curated record. The coding region runs from base 116 to 610 and encodes 164 amino acids. The transcript has a single exon.
GCAUGCGUAGUAGUAGUAUUUGUAAGACAGUCAGACGAUAGAGAGGAAAUAUAAUAAACAAGUUAGAAAAUAUAUUAUAAAUUCGAGAAUAUCGAGAUAUUAAACUGACUUAGAUAUGAAAAAUAUUAUUGGAAGCGGACAAUCCUAUUUAAAUAGCGAUAUGUGCACUAAAGAGGUUUCAACCGCUGAUAGUUUGGAGAUCAAAAGCGGUCGAUUAUGUCUUGUACAGCAACAUAAAGGACGUAAAUUGAAAGUACAAGUGUUCGUCCGUGUGUACCGAAGCUCAUUUGAACACUAUGCGGUGUUGUUCAAGGACCAAAAAUUCAGCCUCCAGUCUGGAUAUAUUAGUUUGAAAAAUUGUAUAGUGGACAAAACUAACGAGAAAGAACAUCAAGUUCGUGUAACAUUAAAUGAUUACGAGGGCACAGGUGUUACGUUUGAGUCCAACUCGUGCAAAGAAGCAGAGGAAUGGCACGAUGCUCUUCAGCCACAGAUUUUAUCUUCGUCACCGACGUUAAGCGCAAUAUCACCGAGUCUCUCGCCGGUAAUUCCAAGAUCGCCGUUAAUGCCGACAUUGGCAGAGGAAGAGGAGAGCGACGACGACGUUUGAAAUGACAGCAAACUUAUAUUUCAUGGUCGUUGUUGUCACUGGUUACAAUGGAUCCCAAAAUCCAUUUACUCAAAGGAGCGUUAGGCAUUUUUGAGAACAUUUACUAAGUUAAAACUUGGUAUUUAGAAGAAAUCCUGCCAGAAUCUGCGCAAUUAUUUACAUUUUGGUGCUAUACUGGUGCGGUUUGAUACUAUUUUGACUGUGAUAUGUGAGUUAAGUACAGUGGACUUGAUACAAAAAAAGCUACAUGAAUUAACUCGGCCCAGUCACCUCAUGCAGUUUCCUACCAUUUUACAAUUCGAUACAUGCGUCAUUCUUAAAUUUUAGACAAUGAAAACGAAUAUGUGAAUUGAGUACUUUUAGUGAUUGAAGGACGUUACGUAAAUUUUGAUUUCAAGGACUUCUUUGGGACAAUCCUAUGUCGUGACACAGUUGUGGCAAACAAAAAACACCCACAUUACGAAUCGAAUGAUGUAAAACACUUCAGACAGGCAAUAUAAAUUUACCUGUACAACAGCUAUCUCACCUGGGCGCGUGCCAGAUAUGAUAUGACUGAAAGAGUAGUCAGCCUUUCCGGUGUUUCACAUUUGUGCUGUACGAUUAAUUUGUUUUCUUUUAGAUUUUGUUAUAUUUCUAAAGAAUUUACCUUAUUCUAGUCAAUGUAAUACAAUUGCAUUUGCCUGUUAUUACGUUCAAAGAAAUUAUGAAAUGAUAAACUACGUAAUGCUUCUUUUGAUUUCUAUUAAAGUUAUGACUCACUCUAGAUUAACUGUGGGAAAGUUUCUCCUAUCUGUUUGUUCAUCAGUUUUAUCUACUUUUCCAUCAUGCAUUGAUUGAUAGUUUAUCUUAUUGCUAUGAAUCAUGCUUUAAAGUAAAUUUGGCGUACAAAUAUAUAAGUAAAGUACUACAAUAGAUUAUGGUAAAGACAUUUAUAGAUAGUCAUCAUGUUUAAUUGUUUAUCAUUUCUACUUCUUAUGAUGAGUACAAUAAUAAAGUAUGCCGAUGAGAAAUCAAAGCUAUUUCUGGGAAGAAAGCUGUAUAUUCUUUGAUUAAACAUAUUUUAAGAACUCUGUUUUUCACCAACAACUUUUUGUAGAUCAGAGAUCAAAAAUAUCUUAGAUAUGUGUACAAAGCUUUACUUUGGUUAAAAGGAUAUUUCAAGAUUUUUUUCCAUGAUCUUUUAAGAAUAUUAUUUUAAUUUUGUGAUUAUUUUAACAAGAUAUUAAGCUUUAGUUUGCUUGUUUGUUUUGUUGUUUUUUUGUCAUAAGUACGAUCAUGUGCUGAUAAAUGUUUCAUCAGUUUUUAAGUGAUACCGCUGAUUUUUACCACUUAUGUGAAAUAUAAUGUGUGAAAAUGGUUGUUAAUAAUUAUACAGGUUAUGCAUAUUAUUGUUUAAAUUAUUUGAAGAUUUGUUAUAUGUUAGCUAUUGUAUGACUAAAGUGCUAGUUGUAGCCAAAGAUAAAAGUGUGAAAAAAGUACAUUAAAAAUAAAAUAAAAUGGUGAAAUGUCA